Stegodyphus dumicola is the source of this 885-nucleotide messenger RNA. RefSeq lists its product as uncharacterized. NCBI's taxonomy places the organism in Eukaryota, Metazoa, Arthropoda, Arachnida, Araneae, Eresidae. The record is from RefSeq and is a predicted model, not a curated record.
AUGAUCGCUUGGAUUUUCAGGUUUUAUCACAAUUUAAAGAACAAAGAUAAAAACCUCACUCCUGAUGUCUCAGUUGAUGAAUUGGAGAAUGCUGAAAAGGCACUUUGUAGAUUGGUACAGAAAGAAUCAUUUACAGGCAUAAACGAUCCCGCUAUUCGUGCGCUGAGACCAAUCCUAGACCAAAAUGGAAUUUUAAGAGCCAAAACGAACGUCCUACAGCGUCAAGAUAAUGAAAAUUUCCGAUAUCCUAUCAUUUUACCUUCAAAACAUAUACUUGUUGAGAGACUAAUUUACGAGAAACAUCUAGAACUCCAGCAUGCUGGUGUCAGCACUUUAAUCUUGUAUACAUGUACCAUUUAUAGAGCCAUUCACCUCGAACUAGUUACUUCUCUAUCUACUGAAACUUUCAUCCAAUCUUUACGUAGAUUCAUUGCCAGAAGAGGUAGACCUUAUGUGAUAUAUUCCGACAACGGAACUAAUUUUGUAGGGACUAACAGUGUUCUUAAGAAAGUUAAUUGGAACGCCAUAUGUUCAGCUGCUUCUAUCCAAAGGAUACGAUGGAAGUUCAACCCUCCGACCGCCGCCUGGUGGGGAGGUUGGUGGGAGAGGCUUGUGCGAAUGGUGAAAGAAAAUUUAAGAAGAGUGUUAGGUCGAACGUCCUUAAAUUAUGAAGAAUUAUAUACUAUAUUAUGUGACUGUGAACAAGUGAUUAAUUCGCGACCUAUCACAUACGUAUCAGAGGAUAAUCAAGAUCCAUCACCACUGACCCCUAUGAUGUUCCUGCAAGAAUUGCCGUCAUCAGGAGUUCCUGAUAUGGACUACGUAGAUUCCAAAGAACUAAACCGUAAACCGCCGAGCCAAAUACCGACAGAGAAUAAGACAUGA